Molecule: messenger RNA, 2431 nt
Organism: Hippopotamus amphibius kiboko
Lineage: Eukaryota; Metazoa; Chordata; Mammalia; Artiodactyla; Hippopotamidae
Gene: SH3YL1
Product: SH3 and SYLF domain containing 1
Exons: 12
Coding region: 567-1691 (374 amino acids)
Cellular component (GO): ruffle membrane
Molecular function (GO): protein binding; phosphatidylinositol binding
Source: RefSeq, a predicted model, not a curated record
AGGGGCCGAGCGGCCUUGCGGAGGGGCCGCGCGCGCGGGCGGGAGAGGGCGUGGCCCCGGACCCCAGGGGUGUGCGGGGCGCGGUCGGUCCCCGAGGGUCCCCGGAGAGGAGGCGGGCAGUCCUGGGGCUCAGGUGGGCACCCGCCUCCCGGGCCGCGCGGCCGAAGGUGCGGGCGGGGUCCGCAGGGCGCCUCGCGGUGCCCGAGCCCCCCGCCCGCUGUGCCGCGUCGGAGCCGCUGCGCACGGUCGGCUCUGCCGCGGGGCCCGGGGGACUGGCGCCCACCGCCGGGGCCGCCCCGGCGUCGAGGACGCGCUGCCUCGGGAGCCGCCCCGGGACCGCGGCGGGCGAGCGCGCGGCUUCGCUGGCUGCGGCUCUUGCCCCGCGCGUUCGUGCGAGGCAGGGGCUUCGCGCUGGCGGGCAGCGGGCGUUGCGCUGCUGCCUCACCUGCGUCAGGUGUGCGCGCGCCGGGCCGGCCGCCGCCGCGGGAGGCGGAGCCGCGCGCGCUUCCUCUUCCCGGGCGCGGGUCCGCGGCUGCGGCGCCGGCGGGGACCAGGCUCGGCUGGCCAUGAAUAACCCUAUUCCUUCCAAUUUGAAAUCUGAAGCAAAAAAGGCUGCUAAAAUUCUAAGAGAAUUCACAGAAAUAACUUCCAGAAAUGGACCUGAUAAGAUCAUUCCUGCACACGUCAUCGCCAAAGCCAAGGGCCUGGCGGUCCUGUCUGUGAUAAAAGCUGGGUUUCUGGUCACCGCGAGAGGAGGCAGCGGGGUCGUGCUGGCACGUCUUCCGGAUGGAAAAUGGUCCGCGCCUUCGGCCAUCGGGAUAGCUGGGCUUGGUGGAGGAUUUGAACUAGGGGUCGAGGCAGAAUCCGCACUGGAACACCAGGUCAGAGCAACCGCGCUUUCACCCAAGAUUGUCAUGACAACAGCAUCAGGGACCUGGUGGCUUGGGUUCAAGGUAUCAGAUUUGGUGAUAAUCUUGAAUUACGACAGGGCAGUAGAAGCAUUUGCAAAAGGUGGUAACCUCACACUUGGAGGGAACUUGACUGUGGCAGUUGGGCCCUUGGGAAGGAAUUUAGAAGGAAAUGUCUCCCUCAGAAGCUCAGCUGCUGUCUUUACUUACUGCAAGUCAAGAGGCCUCUUCGCUGGCAUAUCUUUAGAAGGUAGCUGUUUGAUUGAGAGGAAAGAAACUAACCGAAAAUUUUACUGUCAAGACAUUCGAGCUUACGACAUUUUAUUUGGAGAUAUACCACGGCCUGCUCAAGCAGAAGAUCUGUAUGAAAUUCUUGAUUCCUUUACUGAAAAGUAUGAAAAUGAAGGACAACGGAUCAAUGCAAGAAAAGCAGCGCGGGAGCAGAGGAAGCCUUCUGCUAAAGAGCUGCCUGCGAAACCAUUGUCAAGGCCACAGCCAUCGUCUGCGCAAGUACAGCUGAAUUCUGGCUCUCAAAGUAACAGAAAUGAAUAUAAUUUCUAUCCUGAACUUUCCAGCUAUCGUGAGAGAGUUGGCAAUUCAAAGCAACCUUUAGAAGUGACAGCACUAUAUUCUUUUGAAGGACAACAGCCAGGAGAUUUGAAUUUUCAAGCUGGAGACAGAAUCACAGUUAUAUCAAAAACAGAUUCACAUUUUGACUGGUGGGAAGGAAAGCUUCGAGGUCAAACUGGCAUUUUUCCAGCCAACUAUGUUACCAUGAAUUAAAGUUUAUAUUAUUUUCUUCUUUGAGAGUUACAAAAAAUUAUUUCUACACUGGCAAGAUUUACUAUUCAGUUAAACAAUGUUUAGUAUAAGUUUAAAAACACUUCUCACUUCUGUUUAUUCCAUAAAAUUUUACCCAGUAUGUAAAAGAUUUUGUGUGUGUGUGUGUGUGUAUAUAUAUAUAUGGUUAACUUACAUAGCCUUAAAUACUCUCCACUGAUUUUUAUCACAUAUACUAUUUAAUAGUUAAUAUCCUCCAAUUUACAUGGUCACAUUUCUUUUAUGUUCAUUUUCAAACAUCACUAAACAUUUGAUUUGGCUAUGUAUAUGGUGACUAUUUUAUCUUGGUAAUCUUAAGGAUGGGGCAUGAAUACCAACUUAUAUAUUUGCAAAAUGACUAGAAAAAAAUAAAUCAACUUAAAUAGUGUAUUAAGUAAUAGAGUUGUAGGUAUUAACUAGAAUAGUAAUCCUCUCUACCUUCAAAAAAUUAUGUGUAUAUAUAUACAUAAUUUAUAUUAGAAUUUAUAUUAGAUAUAUUAAUAUACAUAUGUAUAUUAGAAACCUGCUAUUACAAAGAAAUUCAACCACUGUGCAUUAAAAAAAGAUGACAUCUGUUAAUUUUCCUUCUUUAUGCGGUUAUGCCUGUUCAUUUGUAGCAGUAGAAUAAAGUUAUAUUGAUAUGGUUCCAUUUUCCCUAAAUAAAUGUUUUUGAAAUGCUAAGCUAAUGUCUUGAUUUUGUUUUU